UUGUAAAUAGUUUAACUCGGGACAAAACUCGUAUUGUUGCAAGCGGUGAUUAACGGUCCGGGAAAGAGCUGGACUGUUUCUGUGUUCCUCAGGCUCUGCUCAGGUUUACUGCAGUUAUUAUGUGUUUUCCAGGGAACUGGUCCUAAUCCAUCAUGGGUGUAGAAGGAGGAAUGAAAUGUGUCAAGUAUCUACUUUUCAUUUUCAACUUCAUCUUCUGGAUAUGUGGCCUAGCACUGGUUGUGUUAGGAAUCGUCGUUCAGGUGUCACUUCACAACACCUACAAGAUCAAUGAUCCUUCGGCUUCGGGAGCGCCCAUUAUCCUCAUCGGAGUUGGUCUGGUGAUUUUCUUCAUCAGCUUCUUCGGCUGCUGUGGAGCCUUUAAAGAAAACUACUGCAUGGUCACCACGUUUGCCAUCCUUCUCUCACUGAUCAUCAUCAUUGAGAUUGCAGCAGCAAUCGUUGGAUACGUCUUCAGAAACAAGCUCUCAACCAUCGUCCAGGAUAGCGUCACAGACAUGAUGAACAAUUACAACAAAAGCAAAUCAGAAUUCAAAGAGGCUGUGGACAAACUGCAGCAGAGCAUGAAAUGCUGCGGUGCGAACAGUUCUGCUGACUGGAAAGGCAUCGCACCGGAUGGAAAAUCUGUGCCCGACUCUUGCUGCGUGAAUGUCACUAAAGGCUGUGGAUCAGGUGCCAUGUAUGACUCUGCCAAAGUGUUCCAGAAGGGUUGUACUGCCGCUGUGGAGGCAGCACUGAAGACCAACAUCCUAUGGGUGAUAGUAGCAGCUAUUGUUAUUGCUGUCCUACAGUUACUGGGUAUUGUGUUCGCCUGCAUUUUGAUGAAAGGCAUCCGGAGCGGCUAUGAAGUCAUGUGAUCGACACCAGAGUAGGAGUUGGCAGUUUGGGCCACUUAUAAGGAGCUUUUUUUGGAAACUUUAAUACAUUCAUCAUACUUCCCACAUAAUACUCAGAAUAUAUUUUUUCUUCAGAUAAUAUUUUCAUAGGAUAAUGUCUCUGCUGUACAUGCAUAGGAGUGGAAAUGGAGGAGAUUGAUGUACAGUCUUGUGUUAGCAUCAGAGAAGGUUCUUGGUUAUGAGGAGUUCUAACAUCUGUUAACUUUGCUUUCUCUGUUGGAGACUUUGGAUUUGUUUUGCGGUUGCUGGAUCUGUUCUAAAAUUUGAACUGUUUUGGGGUUUAUAUACUGGGUUCCAGUUCCAUUUUUUUAUUAAAGACCUUUUAAAUUACA
Molecule: messenger RNA, 1246 nt
Organism: Archocentrus centrarchus (flier cichlid)
Lineage: Eukaryota; Metazoa; Chordata; Actinopteri; Cichliformes; Cichlidae
Gene: cd63
Product: CD63 molecule
Exons: 8
Coding region: 153-875 (240 amino acids)
Biological process (GO): regulation of vascular endothelial growth factor signaling pathway
Cellular component (GO): plasma membrane
Source: RefSeq, a predicted model, not a curated record